AUGUCCCCAUACCAAUUGGUGUAUGGAAAAGCUUGUCAUCUUUCAGUGGAGCUUGAACACAGAGCAUUUUGGGCCCUCAAGUUACUGAAUUUUGAUAAUAAUACUGCUGGUGAAAGAAAGAUCUUGCAACUAAAUGAAUUAGAGGAAUUCAGAUCCCAAGCCUAUGAGAAUGCCAAGAUCUAUAAGGAGAAGGUAAAGAAAUGGCAUGAUCAAAGGCUAGCACCAAGGAGUUUUGUAGAAGGACAGAAGGUUCUCAUCUACAAUUCCAAGUUGAAGCUCUUUCUUGGGAGGUUAAGGUCAAGGUGGUCAAGACCCUUUCUGGUCACCAAGGUUUCACCUUAUGGACACAUAGAGAUCAUGGAGGAAAGCUCACAGCGAACCUUUACGGUGAAUGGACAAAGGCUCAAACAUUAUCUGGGCAACAUGGGGGAAAUCCCCAAGAUGAAGUACAAUCUCAGCUGA
Messenger RNA from Arachis duranensis, 462 nucleotides. RefSeq lists its product as uncharacterized. NCBI's taxonomy places the organism in Eukaryota, Viridiplantae, Streptophyta, Magnoliopsida, Fabales, Fabaceae. The transcript has a single exon. The coding region runs from base 1 to 462 and encodes 153 amino acids. The record is from RefSeq and is a predicted model, not a curated record.